Talaromyces atroroseus is the source of this 3615-nucleotide messenger RNA. RefSeq lists its product as hypothetical. Gene Ontology annotation, molecular function: small GTPase binding. Gene Ontology annotation, biological process: Golgi vesicle transport. NCBI's taxonomy places the organism in Eukaryota, Fungi, Ascomycota, Eurotiomycetes, Eurotiales, Trichocomaceae. The transcript has 3 exons. The record is from RefSeq and is a predicted model, not a curated record. Bases 1 to 3615 code for a protein of 1204 amino acids. Gene Ontology annotation, cellular component: Golgi apparatus.
AUGUCUGCUACCGAGGAACCAGUUGCUCCAGCCCCCGAAGCCGCCGAGCUUGUCGAGACCGAGCCUCCUUCAUCUAUUCCCGAGGCAGCUGAGACACCUGAGAAUCCCCCUCAGACCCCGGUAGAUGCGGCCCUCUUGUCCGGUGAAGAGUCCAAAUCGGAGGCUGUAACCAGUCCGGAGACAGGCAAGGAAAAUGCUUCGCCAUUGAAAAAGUCGACGGUGUCGAGUACCACCAAACGCCCACUCUCGAGCUCGGCAUCGACGAAGCGACCUGUUGGUUCCACUACGACGCCGACUACCAAACCAGCAUCUCGAAGCACAACCACUGGCAGUACCUUGAGCAAACCACCCACACGUCCUACUACAACUUCAACUAGCACGGUUCGCCGGCCGCCGAGUGCCAGUACUACUGCGACUCAUCGGUCACGGGCAUCAGUGAGUAGCUCGGCUGAUGAGAAGUCCUCGAAGGUAGCCAGUUCCGGCGACGAGAAAAAGGGCAUCUCUAGCGCCGCGAAACGCAUGUCGCUCGCAGGUACCCCGUCUACUCGUGCUCCAACGAAAACUUCAACAUCCACAGCAGAUAGAAGGGCAAGUGUCAUUGGCUCCAGCGCUGAUAAAAGGCCAGCUUCGGCAACCACGACAAGCAGAGCUACCACUGCCUCAAAGCCUUCCACUACCACCGCUCGCCCUACAUCUACUACAACGAUGCGAACCACUGUCCGACCGUCAGCAACAGCCGCGGCUAGGCCUGCAGUCGCCUCUGCAGAAUCAAAGAAACGGCAGAGCAUAGCCCCUGAUGCUAAGUCCGCUGCAGCAGGAGCUGAAAAGCUCGCAGAGCUGCAAGAAAAGUUAUCUGAAAGUGAAGCAACUAUAGCGACGUUGAAAACAGAGUUGGCUGCUUCCCAAGAGAAAAUGACAGCCUUUUCUCAGUCAGCAGACGAUGAGUCAUCGAAGAUAGAAACUGCUGUUGAAGCGAUUCAUGCGGAGCAUGCCGCAAAAAUUGAUAAACUCUCUGUUGAUCAUGCUCGCGAGGUGCAAGAGCUGCAAGCAAAACUAGUGGCAGCAGAGUCAAAGCACAAGGACUUUGAAGCACAGUCAUUGCAAGAUCUCGAGGCAGCCAAAAAGUCAGCGGUCGAGCAAAAUGAUGUUCAAACGGCAGCCGUGCUACAGGAACUUAAAGCAGCUCAUCAGGCUGAGUUCCAGCGCCUUCAGACCGAGUUGGAGAACGAAAAAGCGUCAACUGCAGACACUGCGGCGCAAAUUACGCGAUUGACCGAAGAAUUGGAGGCGGAGAAAUCUGCCUCGGAAGCAGCAUCGAAAGCCUCUCAAGAGAAAGAAGCUACUACCCUUGAGAAACAUACCGGUGUUAUUGAGCAGCUCGAGAGGGAAUUGAAAGGACGAGAUCAAGUGGUGGAAAACCUUGAAGGCGAAUUGAAGAAACUCUCCGACACAAAAGACAAGGAAAUCGUAGCCGAGAAGCAGGCAGCUUCUGAGAAGGCCUCGGCAUUGGAAAGUAGGAUUUCUGAAUUGGAGAAGAAGUUGGUGGAUGCCCUGUCCUCUCAGCAUGACUCCGAAAAGGUCGGUAAAGAGCUGGUUGAGAAAGAUAACGAGAUUUCCGAGCAAAUUGAGGUCAUUAAAGCUCUGAAAGCCGAAAUUGACCAGUACAAGGUCUCCGAACAGUCCUUAAAGACCGAACUUGAAGGAUUGCAAGCCGAUUCACAGGACGUAGAAGCAAGGAUCAAGGAGAUAGGGAUUUCCCAUGAGCGUGACCUUGCAGAACUGAAAGCUGAGCAUGAUGCUAACACUGCCACACUUACCGCCAACCAUGCUCAAGCACUAACUGAAGUAAACCAACAUGCAGAGGCUGCCAACAAACAAAUACAAGACAAGCUUGAUGAAGCCGAUUCCGCCCGGAAGCAACUUGAAGAAAAGCUCCUGGCCGCUGAGGAGGCUCUUGAGAUAGCCAAUCGCAAUUUUGAGGAAAAUGCUAGCGCAGCACAGAAAUCUGCCCGCGAGGAAAUUGAUUCUCUACGAGAAAAGCUAACCUCCAUGGAGGAAACGUUAAAUGCAGAUGUAGAAAAGAUCAAGACCUUCGAGACCGAUCUCGCCACCAAGCAGGAGGAACUUCAACAGUUGCAGACUAAGCUGCAAGAAGAAACUGCAUCUGCUUCAAAAUAUGCGGAGGAGCGGAGUCAGGAGCACGGCAAACUUUCCGAGGAACAUGCGCGCUCCAUUGAAGCUCUGAAAGUGGAUCAUUCAUCUGAGAUUGAAAAGUUAUCUUCUUCUCAUACCGAGUCUCUUCAGUCUCUACAGUCCAAAUACGAUGAGCUACUUGCAGCUAAUGCUGCCCUUGAAUCUACCCAUGCGGAGAAGCUCAGCGCCCUUCAAAGCCAGCUAUCUGCUGCUCAAGAAGAGACUUCUGCUAAGUCCGCUUCUCUGUCUGAAACCCACCAGGCACAAAUUGAUGCUCUGAAAAAGGAAUUUGAAGAGCAACAGACUAAGCUGAAGGAGGAGUGGGAAAGGUCCCAGACCUCGAAGUCCGCAGAGAUCGAUUCUGAUCAUAGCAAAGCGAUUGAGGAACUGCUGACAGCCCACGAGGCCAAGUUGACAAACUUGCGGAGCGAUCUGGAAGCAUCGCACCAGGAGAAGCUCGAUUCGCUGCAAAAGACCCACGACGCUGUUUUAGCUGAGCUCAAUGACCAGCUGAGCAAGGCUAAGUCAGCCGCAGCCGACACAUCGGUUGUGGAUGGUCUGAGUGAGCAAAUUGCGGACCUAAAAACCAAGCUUGAGGCUUCUGAAGCGAAAUUGGUGGCAGCCGAAGAAAAAUUUGCGGUAUCUACCAAUGAACUAGCUACCAAGCACACUGAGUAUACCGAAGAGCUGUCCAAGGUGCAACAGGAGAAUAGCGCAUUACAGACGCAAUGCCAAACCCUAACUCUCAAGCUGGAAGAGGCCCAGAGGGCUCUAGAUGAGCAGCAUAGUACGACCCAAUCGAAACUUGAAGCGGCGUCUCAGCAGCUAUCUGAUUUACAGGCAGAGUUGGCCGCCUACAAGAGCACCCAUGAGCAAACGCUUGGCGAAUUGGAGUCAGCCAAGGAUCGCAACAAAGCUGUAGAGGACCAAAUCUCCAAGAGCGAAAAGCAACUCAAUGAGCAGAUUGAGAAGAACAUGUCGCUUGUGACGCAACUCGGAGAGGUUGACUCCAACAUUUCCAACAGUCGCAAGCGUAUCCGUGAGUUGGAAGUAGAGUUGGCUGCGCUCAAGGAAUCUUCUCAGGAUGCAAAGCCAAAAUCUAGCGACCUCCUUGCUAGUCGAUGGGCCACAGGCGACGACGAAACUAAAACCGAAGACAGAAGCGGUGCAUCUGCGGAAGGUGAGGAGCUUGGUUCUUCCAUAGAGGGAACGAUGGCGAGCAUUCAGGAACAGCUUAAACAGAUCCGGGCAGCCAGCGACGAUUGGUAUGAUGAACAUCGAAGAAUCGUUGGUGAACUUGUACAGGCCUCUCGAGUUGCGACACCAGAUCCGUCGUCGCCAGACGCUACAGAGACUUUACCGACUACAUCAACCAGCCAAAUACCAACAAACAACGAUCUACCAGCAGAGCAAACCGCAUAA